This is a messenger RNA of Thelazia callipaeda (thelaziosis nematode), 1200 nucleotides long. The record is from the annotation of a GenBank genome assembly. Lineage: Eukaryota; Metazoa; Nematoda; Chromadorea; Rhabditida; Thelaziidae.
GCACAAGUAAUUGAGCUAACAGCAAAUAUUUGGUGGUGUUCUAGCAUCGAAAAACAAUUUGCAGAAGGUAAAACUGUCGAAGUUGUACAAGAUGCUGUUGAUAAGACGUUAUCUUUAUUAGCAGACAGUGUUUUAAGCGACCAGCCUGCUAUCCGGCGGAAAAAAAUUGAAGCAUUGGCAACUGCAAGUUUUCAUUGGUGUAGGUGUAUGCGUUUUUAUUUCGAUUCUCGAAAACUGGAUCCGCGUUCAUGUUGUGUCGUAAAAAUGGCUAAUGCUCAAUUUUUUUAUGGUUUUGAAUAUUUGGGUUUGCAAGAAAAACUUGUUCAAACUCCUCUAACCGAUCGCUGUUAUUUGACGAUGACUCAGGCGUUGAAUGCGAGGCUGGGUGGUAGUCCUUUUGGCCCUGCAGGUACAGGUAAAACUGAAAGUGUUAAAGCGCUUGGUCAUAAAAUGGGUCGUUUUGUUCUGGUCUUCAAUUGUGACGAAACGUUUGAUUUUCAGGCAAUGGGACGUAUUUUGGUCGGUUUGUGUCAAGUGGGUGCAUGGGGAUGUUUUGAUGAGUUUAAUCGUCUUGAAGAACGAAUGUUAUCUGCUGUUAGUCAACAGAUCCAGACGAUACAGGAAGCCGUCCGGGCUGGUGGAGAAAUGGAAGUUGACUUGGUUGGAAAGACAUUGUCAGUAAAUUCAAAUAUGGCAAUUUUUAUAACCAUGAAUCCAGGCUACUCUGGUCGUUCUAAUUUACCAGAUAAUUUGAAACAGCUUUUCCGCUCAUUAGCUAUGACGCAACCAGACCGACAGCUUAUUGCACAAGUGAUGCUUUUCUCGCAAGGCUUCAGAACAGCGGAAAAGCUUGCGAGCAAAAUUGUGCCCCUCUUCAUCCUCUGUAAGGAGCAGUUAUCCGAUCAGUGUCACUAUGAUUUUGGUCUUCGUGCUCUGAAAUACGUUCUUGUGAGUGCUGGAAACAUCAAACGAGAUGAAAUACAACAUGCAAUCGAAAAUCGUGUUAUAUUGUUAAGUUGUAUUUUUCAGCUGAAUGUAAGCAAUAUUUCAAGUGAAGUGUCUGAACAACAGAUUUUGAUACAAUCAGUGUGUGAAACAUUACUUCCAAAGUUGAUAUCAGAGGAUAUAUCACUGCUAUUCUCUUUACUGUCUGAUGUUUUCCCGUCAGUACAAUACAAGCCAAACGAAAUGACCGAGUAA